UAGCAGCGCCAUGCCCAGAAGUUCUCUACCGGCUUCCUACGGGCAAUCAACUCAUCAGGCCAACCCGACGGCAUCCCUUGGAAGUGGUGAGGAGCAACCCAGUGGCAAGCCAGCAUGUCCACCUCCCUGAGAGUCAGCCCGUCCGUUCAUGGCUAUCGCUUUGACACCGCCUUGCGUAAGAAAGCAGUGCCCAACAUCUUUGAGAACCUGGAUCAAGAGACUCUGGAAAAGCUCUUCAAAAACUCUGGCGACAGGAAAGCAGAAGAAAGAGCUAAGAUUAUCUUGGCCACCGACCAAGAUCUGGAGGAGAAAGCCAGAUCCCUCAUGGCUCUGAAACAGAGAACCCGAGAGAAACUUUUCCAGUUUCUGAAGUUCGGGAAACAUUCCAUCAAAAUCCACUGAAGAGCCACCAAAGAAAGAUGGUGACCAACAAAAGAAAUAUAUAUAUUGCACAGCUCUUCUGCUGGUGUCAUCCUUUUCGCCCGCCAGCAUCUCCAACGCUUGGUACAGAGAUGGAGGAUGCUUGGACAUAUCAGUCAUGGGUUGUUCCAUUCUCGCUGACUGUGUUGUGUGAGCUUCUUCUGCAGACUCCAAACUUGAACACUCCAGUGGGAGUCAGUCACUCGUCAAAACGACGAAAGCAGCAGAUCCUGAGCCACAAAAGGAUGGAAAAGUGGUGGGACGGACAACUGCAACUUUUUUUCUGGCAGCCUGGAGGGAGAAAGAGACUCUGUGUGAUUUUUCUCCUGGACUAAACUGUCUGCUUGCCUGACAGUCUUUCCGGACAUGUGUUUACCGACUGUGCAAAACCUUCCAUAAGGUGCUUUUCUCUCCCCUGCUGGGAUCACAGGAGAUCAGGCAGCAAUCCGCGUUUAUCCAUUUGCAUUUGCUAAAAAUGCACUGUCUGCAAGUCAACUAUUUUUCUGAGAUAGAACAUUUUUUCAGGACGGUGUGAAGCAAUCCUGUUUUCUCUUCCAUUUCUUAAAACGAGUUGCACAAACUUUUUUUUUUUUUUUAAAAAGUUUCCUCCUGACUUUCCUGAACUAUGAAAGUCUCUUUGAUGAGACAUCACAUUCACUUUUUUUUUUACUAUUUCUACCAUAGUAAUGAACUUAACAAGUUAAUAAGCUAUGUGAAUGAUGAUGAUGAUGAUGCUGUAAUAAUGGGCAUUAAUUUAUUGCAUAUGCUGCAUGGUGGAACAAAUAAAUUAUGAAGUUGAUAUACAUUGUUCUUGAUUUUGAAAUGCUUUGUUUUGGCAAGCGAAGUUGGUUUUCAAUUUCCUAAAAACUUCUUUCCUUUGAAGUGCCAGAUCAACCCUAACAUUUGAUGUUUCAGAACAGAAAACUUUUUUUUUAAACAAAAUGAAAUAUCUUUUUUGUUUAUUGUAAUAGAUGAACGUUAUAAGAUGAAACACUAAUACGUCUUCUUUAAAAUAAAUUCCAAUGAAGAUUAUUUUCAGAAUCUUUUUUUUCCUAAAUACCAGCCUUCAAAUGCUGUAAAAACCGAGAUAAUUCUGAGCAUAUGCAAAGUAAAUUUCACGAUGUAUGUUUAAGAAACAUGAGCCCUGAUGCAUCUGAAUUUAAAAAAUUAAAUGAUUUAUGUUUGUUGAAGCUUUUCA
Messenger RNA from Pantherophis guttatus, 1618 nucleotides. RefSeq names its product transcriptional and immune response regulator (gene TCIM). Gene Ontology annotation, molecular function: Notch binding. NCBI's taxonomy places the organism in Eukaryota, Metazoa, Chordata, Lepidosauria, Squamata, Colubridae. The record is from RefSeq and is a predicted model, not a curated record. Gene Ontology annotation, biological process: endothelial cell activation involved in immune response; negative regulation of Notch signaling pathway. Gene Ontology annotation, cellular component: cytosol; nucleus.